AUUCAUUUUGAUCGACAAACUUAAGAGAAUUACGCUAUGAGUUGUGUCAUGCUGUCAUCCAUUCUUUUAGCGAAGAUAUUUCUAUAUAUGGUUAAAAAGUGCCUUUUGAAGUGUGAAUUAAAACAAGCUUAAAAAUCAAGUUAUCUGAUCAAGUAUUAAAUUAAGAAGCAAAAUUUUCAUUUAAACUGAACUCACUGAGUUUUAAAACAUAAUGGAGACUGUACUUCAACAAAAAGUUAUAGAGGUUGCUAAUCAUAUGGAGCAACAGUUAGAUGCAGAAUUAGAAAAACUAGAUAAUUUGGAUAUCAAUGAUUACGAAAAAAUACGUGCACACAGAUUGAAUGAGCUCAAGCGGAUGCAAAAACAAAAGCAGGAUUGGCUGGUUUUGGGUCAUGGAGAAUAUUCAGAGAUAUAUGAUGAGAAAGAGUUCUUUGAAAUAUCUAAAAAAUCAGAAAAUAUAGUUUGCUUAUUUUACAAAGAUGAUUCUCCACGAUGUAAAAUUGUGGAUCAUCAUUUCAAGAUUCUUGCAAAAAAACACAUUGAGGCAAGAUUCUGCAAAUUAAAUGUCGAAAGAUGUCCAUUUUUAACUGAACGAUUACGGAUCAAAAUUAUACCUACAAUUGCGCUAAUUGUGAACAGCAAAACCAAGGAUUAUAUUGUAGGCUUUACUGACUUAGGAAACUGUGAUGAUUUCUCCACGGAAACAUUACAACGUCGUCUUGCGCAAUCUGGCGUGAUUAAUUAUGAUGAUGAUGAUUUACAGUCUUCAGAAAUUGGCAAAAAGCCAUUUAUAUUUAAACCUUCGAAACCAAAGACCAUCAAAGGGCGCAACUCAGAUGACUCUGAUGAUGAUUGAGAUUUUAUCUGGAUAUAAAAGUGCAUAUUGGUAUUUUUCUUGUUUAUUAAAUUGGAAUAUCAUGUUGUAUAUUCUCAUUUGUUAGAAUAUUUUUUUUAAAUAAAGUUAGGUUUUAUAUUUUGAUAUUUUCAUAUAAUUUUAUAUAAUUAUUAUAUUCUUUGAGCAUAAUAUAGUCAUCAUCUAUUAUUGAAACAUUCUAAAUUAUUUUAAUAUUAAAAUAUCUUAUUAAUAAUAUUGAACUAGAAGAUCAUAGGCAAUUGGAGGACAAUGUUCGUAUGAUAUUUAUGUAAUUUGAAAUAAAGUACAUACUUUUAACAAAAAA
This is a messenger RNA of Pogonomyrmex barbatus (red harvester ant), 1178 nucleotides long. Its product is annotated as phosducin-like protein 3. The record is from RefSeq and is a predicted model, not a curated record. Lineage: Eukaryota; Metazoa; Arthropoda; Insecta; Hymenoptera; Formicidae.